ACACAGCCUGCCGGCCGCUCUGCAGGGCCGGGAGCAGCCAGCAUGGGCUGGGUGGCCGGCUUUCUGAGGUCCCUCCUCCUCCUCCUGGAUGUUGGAGGAGCUCAAGUGUUGGCAACGGGCAAGUCCACUGGGGCCGAAACUGACAUCAAAUACGCCCUCAUCGGGACGGCGCUGGGCGUGGCCAUCUCGGCAGGCUUCCUGGCCCUGAAGAUCUGCAUGAUCAGGAAGCACUUGUUCGAUUUUGAUUCCUCAGACCUGCGGAGCGCAAACGUGGGAGUCAGCGAUACCAUCACGUCAAAGAAGAGAGCCCCACGGUCAAACCUCAACUUCUCCGAAAGAGAGGCACAAGUGAUUGAACUCUAAAUGAGCAGCCACUUCCGGAGGGGCCUGGCAGUCUGAUGCCGCCCACUGCAGCAUGGGGAGUGUCUUGAAUUUGAAUAUCCAAAGCUAGUGAUGGACGUCAAUAUCCGGGCAAAUAAUAGCAUGAACAGAACCCAUCGUGCCUGUGUCCUGGAGGAAAGCAUCACCUCUCUUGCAAGAAGCUUGCCCAUAGCGGGAGGCAUGAGCACCGCAUCCAGGAGUGAGGAAGGAUGGAAGCCAGUCAGUCCUCUCUGCCUGCGUGGUACCCACGCGGAGCUGUUCAGGCUUCCGUGGUGACAUGGACUCCUUGUCGAUGGAACCUCCCCACAGAACAUGCUCAGGGAAUGAGGACCAAACUCAAGACACAGCCUCUUAAGCACCAGCAUCUUGGCGACAGGUAAGCAGCGUUUUCCAGAACUGUUGGCCUCACCUUCGUAGCUGCCGGAAGAAGGCCCCAGGAACGUGUAGGCGCCCUGAUGCACAGAGACCGUGAGCAGUCUCUCUUUCUACAGACGAAACACUGAUCUUCCAAAGAAGAGAUGGCAGGCUGGGCUGGAGCGAGAGGACACGCCUGCUGGCCACGGGCUGACCCGCAGCCCUGCAGCGCUCAUGGUGGGCCAGUAAAGAAUUGCAUGGGAAGCAGAUGCUGUGCCUGGGAUAAAGCUAUCCCAGUGUAAGCGAUUGUUGUUACACUCACAGGAUUACUCCCUGGUUAUUGUUACAGUGUGCGUGCCUGGUCAUGGAGAGGCUCGGAAACAUCUUUUUACUGUUCCCCUCAGUGGAAGGCUCUGCGGCCCAGCCGGUCCACACGGCUCUGCCCUGUCAUGCUGACCUGUGUUUGUGGGGCUGCAGCUGGAGCCCUCUGUGCCUUUGCACGCGACAGAGAUCGGGUGGUUCUAUGGACGGUGCUCCUUGUGUUGGAUUACUCUCCUCGUGUGUGAUGACAGAUGAGCUAUAUCACAAAAUGAAGUGCUGCGUUUCGACAAUUUGCCUGGAUUCCCAGGGCAUCUUUCAUCUGACUUGAUAACAAUGUAGCUCAUUAGCAGCCUUUGUUAACUGAUAACCUAAAGCAGUAAUGUGAUAAUCAUACGCAGUUUUCUGUGUGUAAGAGAAUAAA
Molecule: messenger RNA, 1477 nt
Organism: Myotis lucifugus (little brown bat)
Lineage: Eukaryota; Metazoa; Chordata; Mammalia; Chiroptera; Vespertilionidae
Gene: TMEM273
Product: chromosome unknown C10orf128 homolog
Exons: 6
Coding region: 43-363 (106 amino acids)
Source: RefSeq, a predicted model, not a curated record